CUUUCAUUUCUCUCUUUAGUUGUGUUUUGUUGCUUCACGGAAAAGGACGUUCGUGGAGACGAAAGUGAUGAAAAUAUGACGUCAAAAUGGCAAAAGUUUCGUUUGUUAAUGUGGAAAAAUUAUCUGCUCCAAUGGCGACAUCCAUUCCAAACAAUUCUUGAAAUUGCAAUACCAGUUCUCUUCAGUGCUUUGUUGGUGCUCAUCAGGAGCUUAGUAACGCCCGAUGUAUUCCCCGAUCCAACAAUUUUUCAACCUCUCGGCCUUAUUGAUAUAUCAGAAACGAUUACCAUGAAGGCGAGGAAAUUUGCUUUAAAAUUUCUAUCAUUUGCAAAGAAAUCAAAUGCAACACAAUUUACAAGUUUGACUAGGGAGCUCGUAUAUUCACCAGCUAAUGCUCAACUUGAUAGCUUGUUCAAUUUAGUUGGUGAACUUGUUCGUCCAUUUUUGACAAUUGAUUCAGUUGCAAACUCAUCAAUGUUAGAACCAAGAAUAGUUCAAGCGAAUUCGUAUGUUGGAGUUGAGUUUCCCGAUUCUUAUGCUAAUAUAACAUCGUUACCUGAUGAUCUCACUUAUGCCAUUCGAUAUCCUGGAGAAUUGAGACGCACACAAGGAGCUACUAAUCCUUUGUGGUUUAAUUGGCGAACAGAUUUUCUUUUUCCGCAAUUUCAACCAGGUGGUCCAAGAAAUCACGCUUUUCAACACGAUGGCGUUCCUGCUGGUUAUUAUGUUGAAGGAUUUGUUUUCAUUCAAAACUUCAUAUUUAAAUCAUUCAUGAAACUUAAAAAUUAUGUUGGAUUAGAUUUGGAAGAACAAAUUCCGAAUAUUCUAUUGAGGAAAUUUCCUUAUCCACCGUUUGUCUUUGAUGUUUUAUUACAAGGACUUCAAACACUUGUUUCACUUUUUAUCUUAUUAAGUUUCGUUUAUCCUUGCAUCAACAUCAUCAAAUACAUAACAACAGAAAAAGAGAAGCAAUUGAAGGAAGCGAUGAAAAUCAUGGGAUUAGAUUCUUGGCUUCAUUGGACAGCAUGGUUCGUCAAAUGCUUCAUCUACAUGCUUAUAACUGUGACAUUAAUGGUUAUUUUGCUAAAAGUUCGAUGGUAUGGCCCAGACAAUCCAAACUCAGUAUUCACAUACAGCUCGGCGUCAGUUUUGUGGGUUUUCUUACUCUUGUACAGCAUCACAACAAUCACAUUUUGUUUCAUGUUGAGCGUGUUCUUUUCAAAAGCAAACACAGCAGCAGCAGUUGCUGGAUUAAUUUGGUUUUUAACAUAUUCGCCUUACACGUUCAUUCAACAACGUUAUGACACCAUCUCGCUUGCAACGAAGAUCUCGUUGAGUUUAUUCUCAAACACAGCAAUGGCACUUGGCUUCAACGUAGUCGUUCGAUAUGAAGGAACUCAGGAAGGCGUGCAAUGGAGCAACGUUUUCAAACCAGUGUCAGUUGAUGACAGUUUUCAUCUCGGCUUUGUCCUGAUCAUGUUAAUUGUUGAUGCUAUUUUGUAUCUUUUAAUUGCACUUUACGUCGAAAAGAUUUUCCCCGGUGAUUACGGAGUUCCUGAAAAAUGGUAUUUCCCUUUCACUGCAAGAUAUUGGUGCGGUGUUGCUGACUUUACUGGCGUUCAUGAUAUCAAUGCUAACAAUGUUGAGCAAAGAAAUGCAAACUACGAAAUCGAACCAAAGAAUAAAAUUGCUGGCAUUCAAACGAAAUCUUUAAGAAAAGUUUAUGACAAUGACAAAGUUGCUGUUGAAGGAUUAAAUCUUAACAUGUAUGAAGAUCAAAUAACUGUUUUGUUAGGACACAACGGAGCUGGAAAAACGACAACAAUGUCAAUGCUAACAGGAAUGAUCUCACCAACGAGUGGAACUGCGAUAGUAAAUGGAAAAGAUAUUCGUACAGAUAUCCACGCUGUUCGUUCAUCAAUCGGUCUUUGUCCACAACAUAACAUUCUCUUCGAUGACUUAACAGUUCGCGAGCAUAUUGAAUUCUUCAGUCGAUUGAAAGGUUUGAAUAAAGGCGAAGUUGAUCAUGAAGUAGAAAAGUAUGUUAAGCUUUUAAAUCUUGAGAAUAAAAUUGAUGCGAGAGCCGGAAGUUUAUCAGGUGGAAUGAAACGAAAGCUGUCAGUUGGCAUUGCUUUAUGCGCAGACUCAAAAGUUGUUCUUUUUGAUGAGCCAUCGAGUGGAGUUGAUCCAUCCGCACGUCGUGCAUUAUGGGAUUUGUUACAGCUGGAAAAGAAUGGACGAACAAUUCUUCUAAGCACACAUCACAUGGAUGAAGCAGAUGUUCUUGGUGAUCGCAUUGCUAUUAUGAGUCAGGGACAUCUUCGAGCAGUUGGUUCACCUUUCUUCUUAAAGAAACAGUUUGGCGUUGGAUAUCAUUUGGUUUGUGUAAAGAAAUCAAGAUGUGAUAGCGCAAAUGUAACAACUUUAUUACGAAAUUACAUUCCAAACAUCAAAAUCGAGACAGACAUUGGAACUGAACUUUCUUAUCUUCUUGAUGAACAAUAUGUUUCCGUGUUCCAAACAAUGCUUCACGAUCUUGAAGAAAAUUCUGAGUCACUUGAACUUGAAAGUUAUGGAAUUUCAUUGACGACAUUGGAGGAAGUUUUUCUGAAGGUUGGCUCUGAUAACACCAAUGAGUCUAAUGGAAUUGAAAGAACACCAGAAAUUAAGAAUGGAAAUGGACACAUAAGUGAAACUGAACGCGGAGUAAACUUUUAUAAUUAUUCAGACACUCUGACGCUUUUAAAGGGAAUGCUUCUUUACUUUAAUCAAUAUAUGGCUUUAAUGGAGAAGAAGAUUUUAAAUUCGUGGCGUAAUUUGCUGUUGCUGUUCAUUCAAAUCAUCAUUCCAGUCACAUUUAUAACGAUAACAAUUGUAAUCGUACGAACAUGGGGCGGAAAUAAAGAUUUACCACGGAAAGAUUUCACAAUCACAACUUAUAAUCCAACAGUGACAACUGUUCAAUUUGAUCCAACGGCAUGGGCUGAUUCCAUUGAAUCAAAGAUAUUUGAGAAUUAUCGCGAUCAAUUUGCCGGACAAUCGCAAUCAAGUCUUGAUGUCAUUCAUGGUGAUAUGAUUGAACAUUAUCUGGAUAAAUCAAAGCAAUUUUUAGCUCGCGUUAAUAAUCGUUAUCUGUUUGGUGUUACAAUUGAAAGUCCCAACAUUACAGUUUGGUACAACAAUCAACCUUAUCAUUCAUCACCAAUCAGUUUGAGUUUAAUUCACAAUGCAAUUCUAAGAACUGUCUCAGGGAAAAAGUGCAGUAUUUCAGUAUCUAACAGGCCUUUACCUUAUCGUGCCGAAUCACGAAUGAUGAUGUUACAAGCUGGAAAUAAUUUAGGAUUUCAACUUUCAUUUAACAUUGGAUUCGCCAUGGCAUUUGUUGCAUCAUUCUUUGUCAUCUUUUACAUUAAAGAACGUGUGACCAAAGCCAAACUCUUGCAAUUUGUCAGUGGAAUUAAUGUGGCGAUGUAUUGGAUGACUGCUUUCUUAUGGGAUUUUCUGAUCUUUUUAAUAAUCGCAUUACUCAUGACAAUCACGAUUGGCGUUUUUCAAGAAGAUGGUUACAGUACAAUUGAAGAGUUAUCGAGAAUAUUCCUCGUUCUGAUGAUGUUUGGAAUUGCAGUUUUACCUUUCCUUUACAUUGCAUCGUUCUUCUUUAAUGCACCUGCGUCUGGAUUCACAAAGAUGUCAAUUAUCUUCAUAUUCUUCGGUGUUGCGAUGUACACAGUCGUGUUCAGUAUGAGAUUUGAUGGGUUCGAUCUUCAACAUGUCGCAGAUACUUUAACAUGGAUAUUCUUAACAGUUCCACACUUUGCCUUAUCAAAUGCAUUUAGCAACAUUAAUGUGAUCAACGUUUUGAUUGGUAUAUGCGAUAGACAAUGCGAAAUAUUUGGGAUUUGUGGUGAUGAGCUUUGCAAAGCGAAUAAAAGUUGUUGCAAUCUUGAUUUCUUCAGCUGGGCAGAACCAGGAAUAUUACGAAACAUUGUUUAUUUCUUUGGUGUCAGUGUCGUUGCCUUUACGAUUCUUUUCCUCAUUGAAUUUAGAAUCUUUGAGGUCAUUUAUUAUUACAUUCGAAUGUGUUACCGAGCAGCUGUGGGAUUAUGUUGCAAAAGUUGUCUUCGCGUUCCACCAGUUCCAAGAGAUAGCGCUGAAGGUGACAAUGAUGUGAAGUAUGAAAAGGAAAGAGUUAAUGCAAUGAUGAAUGAUGAUCAUCCUAACUACAAUCUUGUGAUGAGAAAUGUUUCAAGAUAUUACAAAGAUUUUUUGGCUGUUAAUCAGCUUUGCGUUGGAAUUAAACAUUCAGAAUGUUUUGGACUUUUGGGUGUAAACGGAGCUGGUAAAACUUCGACAUUUAAAAUGCUAACUGGUGAUAUUAAAAUAUCCCAUGGAGAAGCAUGGGUUCAGGGAAUAAGCUUAAAAACAAAUAUGAAAGAAGUUCAUAAGCGUAUCGGAUAUUGCCCACAAUUCGAUGCAUUAAUUGAUGACUUGACAGGAAGGGAAACUUUGAGACUUUUUGCUUUGUCAAGGGGAAUUCCAAAGUUUAAGCUUGACGACGUCAUCAAAAAGCUUUCAUCGGACUUUAAUUUCACACAACAUUUAGAUAAGCAAGUUAAAGCUUACAGUGGUGGAAACAAAAGAAAGUUAAGUACAGCAGUUGCACUGCUUGGUAAUCCUGUGAUUAUUUAUCUUGACGAACCAACAACAGGAAUGGAUCCUGGAGCAAAAAGAAACCUUUGGGAUGUUAUGUGUAAUGUACGAGAUUCUGGUAAAACAAUUGUACUGACGAGUCAUUCAAUGGAAGAGUGUGAAGCACUCUGCACACGUUUAGCAAUAAUGGUUAAUGGUGAAUUCAAGUGCCUUGGAUCGACACAACAUCUUAAAAAUAAAUUUGGCGAAGGCUUCUUUUUGACGUUGAAGCUUAAAAGAAUUUCUUCGUUCGAUGAAGAGUCUCGAACAGAAUCGCAAGAAAUGUUUGGAGAAAAGAAAGCUGUGAAAGAUUUUGUUAAAACCAAAUUCAAAGAUGCUGUUCUUAAGUACUUUUAUCGUGAUUUUCAUGGUAAAAUGAACACAUUUGAAACUUUAGAGAAUCGAUGUCGCGUCUGUGCUUUAGAGUUGAGUGAUUUAACUUGUUCGAUUCCAAUAUUUGGAGAUUCAUCAGCAAGCUUUUUUCUCCAAACAAAAAUAUCAAAAUAUCUUUACAUCACCGUGCUCGAAGAUGACUUGUUACCGAAGAAAAUAUGCGCAACAUGUUUUUUAAAGAUCGAAUCGAUCGACAAGUUUGCAUUCUCAGCGGCAAAGAAUCAGGAAUGCUUUACAUCGUGGCUACAAAACAAUUACAAAACAAAAAAUGAUGUCACGCAAACAACAAUUGAAACUUCUACAAAUUCGGAUUUUAGCUUUAGUAACAUCACGAUUAAGAAGGAAUUUAAUGACCGACAACAAAUUGUUUUUCAACCACAGAAAACCAGAAAUCCAAGGCAUGUUGAUCAUAUCACAUUGGAGCAAAUUAUCAAUGAUCAAAUAAUUAAAAAUCCAAAACUGCCGGCAAGCACGACGAUAACAAAAAUUGAAGAGCCUAAUAGGCAGAAGAAACUACAACAAAAGGUUGAUUGUCCAAACAAUAUUUCAAUCGUGACAUACAACAAUCUUCAAAUCGGUCAGCUGAUUAAAGAUGCAGAACUAUUAAAGUUGAUUUUAAGAGCUCUUAAAUGGGAAGAAUACGAUCGCAAAGCGACUUAUCAAGAAUUGAUUGAACGACUUCGACGUUCCAAUUGUCGUGACAUAUUGACAAAUAAAAAUUUACUAUCUGACAAUGACGUUGUGCAAUUACUUCGCUCGUACGUAAAUGACUCGAUGUUGAUGAAUCUCAAAGUAGCAAAUACACAAAAAUCAUCACCGCAUCAGAAUAUUUCAAAACUGUUUCAGUCUCAGCCCGUCCUACUUGUCGCACCUUCUCAACAAACUCAAAAUCAACAAGUGAAUGCUAAUACAUGUGCCAUCAAAUCAUCGACUAUAAGUCGUGAUGAAAAUGUAACAAUAAGUGAAUCAAUGGAAGUUUCGGUUGAUCCGAGAAUGUUUCUCGAAGAUGAAUCUAUUACAAUCGAAGAUGAUGAAGAAACCGUUUCAGCAGCAGAAGCUAAAAUUGAAACUGCAAAAUUGAAAAUAUUAAAAGAAGAAAAUGAGCAAGAAUGUGAACCGAUAAAACAAAUGAGUGAGAAAAAAGUUACGUUCAAAGAUAUUGAAGAAAGUGAAAAGGAUAUCAUUGAGAAAUUUGUUUGUUCAUCAUGUCCGGAGAGUUUUGUAUCUGAUGCAGAACUUCGAAAUCAUAUUUCAACUCAUGUAAUAACUUCAACGUCUUCAGCUUCAAGCUCUAAAGUUUCUCAAAGUGCCAUCAAGAAAACAUUGAAAAAGAAGAAAACGAAAGAUGAGAAGUUAAGAUUGCGUCGGCGGAAGAUUGUCAUCAGAAUUAAUCCAACGUCAUCUAGAAGAAAUAUUCGUGAAAGGGCGAAAAUUUUGCCAAAAUUUUUAUGUCUCAUUUGUCAGAAAAGCUUAUCGUCGAAAAGAAAUUUGCAGUUGCACCAUGAUACUCACAAAUCAAAUGGAAAAUUCAAAUGUGACGAAAAUGGAUUUAAAUUUUCGUCCUGUGGUUAUUCAACGAUGUCGACAACGUGCGAUAAUACUUCUGGGAAAGAAACGGAUUCGUUUUCUAUGGCGAAUUAUCGUAAAGAUUCAAGUCAUUGUUUUUAUCAGAACCGAGUCAUUCAGCCACUUUUAACAGAUUUAUAUCAGAUAACGAUGGCUUAUGCAUAUUGGAAGUCUGGAAAGACGAGUGACUAUGCUGUUUUCGAUCUUUUCUUUCGAAACAAUCCUUUUCAUGGUGAAUUCACAAUUUUUGCUGGCCUUGAAGAAUGUUUGAAGUUCUUAAAAAACUUUCACUACUCUUCGGGUGACAUCAAAUAUUUGAAAACUGUGCUUCCUGAAGGAAUUGAAGAAGAAUUCUUUGAGUAUCUUGGAAAGUUGACUGCAAAAGAAGUGACACUUCAUUCCCUCGCCGAAGGAUCAGUUGUGUUCCCAAGAAUCCCGCUGAUUAAAGUUGAAGGACCUCUAAUCAUUGUUCAACUCCUCGAAACAACACUUUUGACACUUGUUAAUUAUGCAAGCUUGAUGGCAACAAAUGCAGCUCGUUAUCGUAUGGUCGCUGGACCAGUUGUUAAGCUAUUAGAAUUUGGAUUGCGAAGAGCUCAAGGGCCCGAUGGAGGCCUUUCUGCCUCCAAAUAUGCUUAUAUAGCAAAUGAAAUUAAAUAUCAUAUUGUAAUCAAAGAAAAGUACCAAUACUGAUCGGAAGAGCGUCGUGUAGGGAAAGNAUUAGAAUUUGGAUUGCGAAGAGCUCAAGGGCCCGAUGGAGGCCUUUCUGCCUCCAAAUAUGCUUAUAUAGGUGGAUUUGAUGGCACUUCAAAUGUUUUGGCUGGAAAAUUAUUUGACAUUCCAGUUAAAGGAACACACGCUCAUGCAUAUAUCACAUCCUUCACUGGAUUUGAUGAAUUGAUUAAUAAAGAGCUUCCACAUAAAGAUUCAGGAAUAUCAGCUGAUUUAUUAACUCUUGCUGUGAAACAUCGAACGAAUCUUGCAAACGUAUUGCAUAUCAGCACAGCUGAAGCUAGCGAUGGUGAACUUGCUGCUAUGGUUUCAUUCGCCAUGGCUUUUCCAAACGGAUUUAUGGCCUUAGUCGAUACGUACGACGUUAAACGUUAUCCCGAAUGUGGAAAAUUGUUGGUGAAUGGUCUCAAAUAUAGAAAACCCAAAAGUCGACAGAAGGAAUUGAAUAACGACGCGAGCGUCAACAAAUGUAAUGGAAUAUUGCAUUCAAUAUCGAAACCACCAGCCUUUGUUGGGGAGUCAUUCAGAUCGGGGAGAAGUGGAUUGCUGAACUUUUGUGCUGUUGCUUUGGCUUUACAUGAUCAAGGAUAUCGUCCAAUUGGAAUUCGAAUUGAUUCGGGAGAUUUGGCUUACUUGUCAUGUCUUGCACGAUCAAACUUUGUUAAUGUCUCCAAACACUAUGAUUUGCCAUGGUUUGCUGACUUGACGAUUGUUGCUUCUAAUGACAUCAAUGAAGAAACAAUUCUCAGCUUGAAUGAACAGGGUCAUAAAAUUGAUUGUUUUGGCAUUGGAACACAUUUGGUGACAUGUCAAAAGCAACCUGCUUUGGGUUGUGUUUAUAAACUUGUUGAGAUCAAUCGACAGCCUCGUAUUAAGCUGAGUCAAGAUGUUGAGAAGGUCACGAUGCCGGGUCGGAAGAAUGUCUUCCGAUUGUAUGGUACUGAAGGUUGGGCUGUUAUUGAUAUUUUACAACGUGAAAACGAAGAUCCACCGCAAGUUGGCGAGAAAGUUUUGUGUCGUCAUCCGUUUCACGAGUCCAAGAGAGCUUACGUGACACCAGCAAGAGUCGAAGCUCUUUUCAGAAUAUAUUGGCAAGAUGGUGUCAUACGUCAACCAGUUCCGACACUAGAAGAAGUCAGAGCCCGUGUGCAAGAAUCGUUAAGCACACUUCGUCAAGAUCAUCUGAGACAUUUAAAUCCAACUCCUUACAAAGUUGCUGUCAGUGACAAACUUUACAACUUUUUGCAUGAUCUAUGGCUUCAAAAUCAACCGAUCGGAGAACUUUCGUGAUAAAUCUGGAAUCCCGAUCAUUCAUUCCACCAUCGAUAUCAUUCACUUGCACAAAGCAUUUUCAUAGUCAUUUUGAAGAUGUGAUGAAACUUUUCUUUUAUGAUUUACACUUGUUGGUAAUGGAAAUUAUUUUUAACUCAUUAAAAAUUGUAAAAAAGACAAGAAAGAGUAAGUUUCGAAUUGAUAUUGAGUUUAUAAAAGAAAGAUUUGAUAAUCGGGAGAAUUGAUAUUAAAACAAUUAAAGAAUUGUUAGGUAAGAAUGUGUUCAUGAGGAUUUUUAACUGAAAAGAUGAAGAAUUUGUUCAAGAUUAAAUAUUAAAUUAAUUAAGCAUUAAUAGAUAAUGAAAUAAUGUCAUUAAAUUAUCAGAAAUUUAUCUUGCACUCAGUAGACAAAUCACAAGUAAAAUUAAAAAAUUACAAGACACGUACCUUAACUAUCUAAAAGUAAUUUUUUGAAAAACUAAGAAAAGUUUUAAUUAGCUUUUCUUAAUUAUAAUUUAUUACGUAGUUUUGACUGCUUUGAUAUUAAAAAUAUUCCCGAAAUUUGCAUUGUUUGUCUUUGAUUAAGUCAUUGGCAUUACUUAGAUUUAAAACUCAACAAAAUAUUCAACAUUUCAACAGUUUAUAAGUGCCUUGAAAAUAAAAAGCAAAUUCAUCGUUAAAUUUUAGUUUAGUUUAGAAUUUUAGAUUCCAUCGUUAAUUAAAUUUAAUGCUUGUAUUGAAUGUCUUUUAAAUAUUCAUUCGAUUGGGAAAAAGAGUAAACUUUAUGAACUGCUUCUCAGAAUGCUUUAAUUGUUAUGAUUUUAUAUUGAAUUUAGUGCUUACGUGCUGCAAUUUAUUUAUGCAAUAUAAAUUAAAAUAAUUAUGUUGUGAAAAUUCAAAGAGUACCCAAAUAAACAGAAUGCAAAAUGAAAAAAUCAGAUUUC
Molecule: messenger RNA, 9596 nt
Organism: Clunio marinus
Lineage: Eukaryota; Metazoa; Arthropoda; Insecta; Diptera; Chironomidae
Source: the annotation of a GenBank genome assembly